Suillus paluster is the source of this 802-nucleotide messenger RNA. RefSeq lists its product as uncharacterized. Lineage: Eukaryota; Fungi; Basidiomycota; Agaricomycetes; Boletales; Suillaceae. The record is from RefSeq and is a predicted model, not a curated record. The coding region runs from base 157 to 663 and encodes 168 amino acids. The transcript has 4 exons.
AGUAGCAGAUUUAGGACCGACGUUAAUCGACGGGACGGUUAUAGAUGCGUUGUUUCAGGUAUCUGGGAUGGACCACACGUUCCCGCCGGUGUCGAUCAGGGUUUUGUACCCUUGAUAGGAGCGCACAUCCUGAAACGGGCUGUCGGGGUUUUCACCAUGGACCGGGCACAUACCGCGGCUGCAACGUGGAAUAUCAUUCGGCAUUACUCAGGAAUGUCCGAAGAAACUAUUCAAAACAUGGAAAGGCUUGUAGACGACCCUUCCAAUGGCAUGAUGCUUGAGCCCAACAUCCACAAUAUUUUUGACAAGCUAAAAAUAUACCUGGAGCAGACGGAGCGAGAAAACGAGUAUGUAGUCAGGGAGGUUGGGGGCAGGGCGUGGAUGCACCCUCGCAAGUUCCUCGGUAAAACCGUCACCUUCAGGAAUCAUGAUGCCCCUACACGAGACUUGCCAUUACCUAACCCUCAUUUCAUCGCACUACACGCAGGCAUCUCCCGAAUUUUGCAUAUGAGCGGCGCGUCUGAGGUAUUCGCACAGAUCUUGGACAAAUAUGAUGGGGCAGCAGGAGGCAACGUCGGAAGUCUGAAAAGCAAUGGAGAUCCGGUGCAUCAACUAUCUUCAAUGUUGUCUGCCCUGUUUAUAGGCGCUUCAUUGAUUACUUAGUGUCUCGCAAUGACAUGGUUCGACAAGGACGGCAAAGUCAAUAAUGACAAGGGUCAUGUUAAUGCAAUCGCAAAUGCCAAACAAGAUGCACUUCCCCGCUGGAACUCUAUAACAGCUCGCGACAUUAAUGUUCUCUCUC